UUCCGUACGUUACACACUAGCAGAAACAGACAGCAGCCUGUCACGUUCCGUCCACACACACAAAAAAACCUUUUCGGAAAUAAAGUUUUAGUUUUUUUACAUAUUGUACACGUUUCUUCAAAGUAUAAGACGAUGGCGCAGUGGUGCCAGCUCCAGAUGCUGGAGAGCAAGUACCUGGAGCAGGUGGACCAGCUGUACGACGACUCGUUCCCCAUGGACAUCCGCCAGUACCUGAGCAAGUGGAUCGAGAGCAUCGACUGGGACACGGUGGCGAUUCAGGACUCUCUUGCCACCAUUCGCUUCCACGACCUCCUGGCUCAGCUGGACGACCAACACAGCCGCUUCGCCCUGGACAACAACUUCCUGCUGCAGCACAACAUCCGCAAGAUCAAGAGGAACCUGCAGGAUCGCUUCCAGGAAGAUCCAGUCCACAUGGCCAUGAUCAUCUCCAGGAACCUGAAGGAGGAGCAGAAGAUCCUGGAAGGCGCAAAGAGCACCGAGCAGGAGGGUGAGGGGACGGUGUCGGCCAUGGUGGUGGAGAAACAGAAGCUGGACAACAAAGUGAAGGAAAUGAAAGACAGAGUCCAGGUGGCAGAUCAAAACAUUAAGAAGCUAGAAGAUCUGCAGGACGAGUAUGACUUUAAAAUCAACACACUGAAGAACAGAGAGAACGAAAUGAACAGCAUGACGCCAAAGGAGCUGGAGAAAGAGAAGAUGACGGUUGGGAGGAUGUGCUUCGAACUGAAAGCCAAACGACAGGACGUGGUGACCCAGCUGGCCGACCUCCUGAACGUCACUCAGGCUUUACUGUCAGACCUGAUCUCUGAAGAACUGCCGGAGUGGAAGCAGCGGCAGCAGAUCGCCUGCAUCGGAGGCCCGCCCAACGCCUGCGUGGACCAGCUGCAGAACUGGUUCACGGCCGUGGCAGAGAGUCUCCAGCAGGUCCGCCAGCACCUGAAGAAGCUGCAGGAGUUAGAGCAGAAGUUCACCUACGACAACGACCCCAUCACGCAGAAAAAAGCUUACCUGGAGGCCCGAGCCCUGGAACUCCUCAAGAACCUCCUCUCUAACUCCCUGGUUGUAGAGAGGCAGCCCUGCAUGCCCACCCACCCACAGAGACCCCUGGUGCUGAAAACAGGCGUCCAGUUCACAGUCAAACUCCGGUUCCUGGUGAAGCUGCAGGAGUUUAACUACGAGCUCAAAGUCAAGGCCGUGUUUGAUAAAGAUGUGACGGACAAGAAAGGAUUUCGGAAGUUUAAUAUUUUGGGAACAAACACCAAAGUCAUGAACAUGGAGGAGUCGAACGGCAGCCUGGCAGCAGAGUUCAGACAUUUGCAACUGAAAGAGCAGAAGGUUGCCGGCAACCGAACAAACGAGGGUCCUCUGAUCGUCACAGAAGAGCUUCACUCGCUGAGCUUCGAGUCUGAGCUGCUGCUCAACCAGUCUGGACUCACUAUCAAACUGGAGGCCAUUUCUCUGCCUGUUGUGGUCAUCUCUAACGUCUGUCAGCUGCCCAGUGGCUGGGCCUCCAUCCUCUGGUACAACAUGCUGAACACCGAGCCCAAGAAUCUGAAGUUCUUCCUCACCCCUCCGGCGGCCAAGUGGUCCCAGCUGUCCGAGGUCCUCAGCUGGCAGUUCUCCUCCGUCACCAAGCGAGGCCUGAGCCAGGAGCAGCUCAACAUGCUGGCUGACAAGCUGCUCGGAGCCAAAGCCCAGAGGAACCCAGAGGGACAAAUCCCCUGGGUCAAGUUCUGCAAGCAGCAGAGUGCCAACGAGAAGGCCUUUCCCUUCUGGUUGUGGAUCGAAGGAAUCCUAGACCUGAUUAAAAGGCACCUGCUCUCCCUCUGGAACGACGGCUGCAUCCUGGGCUUCAUCAGUAAGGAGAGGGAGAAGGCCCUGCUGAGCGAUAAAUGUCCCGGGACCUUCCUGCUCCGGUUCAGCGAGAGCAGCAGGGAGGGAGCCAUCACCUUCACCUGGAUCGAACACGACGUCCACGACAAGCCGCUUUUCCACUCCGUGGAGCCGUACACAAAGAAGGAACUGUCCGCCGUCUCCCUGCCCGACAUCAUCCGCACCUAUAAGGUGAUGGCCGCCGAGAACAUCCCCGAGAACCCGCUCCGCUUCCUCUACCCUAAUAUCCCCAAAGACAAGGCCUUCGGGAAGUACUACCCCAAACCCUCAGAGACUGCGGAGCCCAUGGACGUGGAGAACGGUCCAGAGAAGACCGGCUACAUGAAGACGGAGCUCAUAUCUGUCUCAGAAGUGCACCCGUCCAGAUUGCAGGACAACAUGAUGCCGAUGUCUCCCGACGACUACAAGGUUCUGGCCCAGUACGUCAGUCCCAGAGACAUCGACGCUGUGACCAACAAUCUGAUUUCGGGAUUUGGACAGUUUGACGUUCAGAUGAGUGCAGAGUUCCCGGACCAAAACUGAAGGCUUUCUUCACUUUAUAGUGUACUUUCUGCCUUCUUUCAUGCUCUUUAGUGAUGAUGGAAAGUCCUUGACACUGUCAGAUUAUGGGAUCAGGAUGGAGGUCAGUGAAGUAACCAGUCCCCUAGAGACUAAAGCCCACCUGUUUGACAGUAUAUUACUGAGGAUAAACAUUCUUAGAUCUUGAACUUGCCUAUUUUGACAGUUUUCAUCAUCAUCAAAGUAAUCCAGUAAAUCACUGUUAAUGCUAAAAUUGCCCCUCCUUUUAGACAUAAUCCGU
Etheostoma cragini (Arkansas darter) is the source of this 2710-nucleotide messenger RNA. RefSeq names its product signal transducer and activator of transcription 1a (gene stat1a). Gene Ontology annotation, molecular function: DNA-binding transcription factor activity, RNA polymerase II-specific; RNA polymerase II cis-regulatory region sequence-specific DNA binding. The coding region runs from base 133 to 2433 and encodes 766 amino acids. The record is from RefSeq and is a predicted model, not a curated record. Gene Ontology annotation, biological process: defense response; response to peptide hormone; type I interferon-mediated signaling pathway. The transcript has 25 exons. NCBI's taxonomy places the organism in Eukaryota, Metazoa, Chordata, Actinopteri, Perciformes, Percidae.